UCCAAAAGGCAUAGAUAACAUCGCUAAGAAAUUUCACCUCCAUAUAAACUAAUCGCCAGUAGCAGGGAGCCACAGUUUGAAACUAUGGCGCGGUCUGGUAUCUUAGUAUCUUUAGUGUAUGGUGCUGCGACUCUACUCGUGGCUUGCCACGCCGCGGGAUAUGGUCCCGGGGAACAAGCCUGGGGAUACGUAGACGUAAGAGAAGGAGCUCACAUGUUCUAUUGGCUUUACUAUACAACAGCAAAUGUCAGCACUUAUACUGACCGACCGCUAGUCAUAUGGUUGCAAGGAGGUCCAGGUGCAUCUUCAACUGGUUAUGGAAAUUUCGAAGAACUCGGCCCUCUAGACUUGGAUAACAAUGAAAGAGACUUUACCUGGGUCAAGGACGUAAACGUUCUGUUCAUUGACAACCCAGUCGGAAGUGGAUUCAGUUACGUGGACAGCUCAAAAUACUUAACCACUGAUAACAAAAUGAUCGCAGACGAUCUGGUUACACUCAUGAAAGGAUUUUAUAAAAAGCAUCCCGAGUUCAAGACCGUCCCAUUGCAUAUCUUUUGUGAGAGUUAUGGAGGCAAAAUGGCUGCUGAGUUCGCUUUAGAGUUGGACCGAGCUAUCAAAAAAGGAGAAAUCGAGUCAAAUCUGAAAUCAGUAGGACUGGGAGAUUCCUGGAUUGCUCCAAUUGUAUCUGUUUACUCAUGGGCACCACUCCUCCUUAAUAUGGGCAUUGUCGACCAAGAUGGAUACGAAGCAAUUAUGAAAUCUGCUGUGAAAACAGAGAAAGCCGUAAAUGAAAAUAAAUGGUCGCAAGCGACUCAACUAUGGGGAGUCACUGAAAUGGUACUGUUGCAAGUUUCCAAAGGUGUCGAUUUCUACAAUAUAUUGCUACCAACAUCUGCGCAAUCGACAAAAAGCCAAGUCAGAUUACUCGCAAAAGAUAUACUCGAAACCAUGUUUUUUGAUUUACUUAUUCCAGGUGGAAUGCAUAAUACUUUAGUACGUUUUGAUUUACGGGACAACCGAGAUGAUCUACUCGAAGAUUUAAUGCGUGGAGAAGUAAGUAAAGCUCUCAAUAUUCCAGCAAAUGUAACUUGGGGAGCGCAAAGCCAGAUAACAUUCAACGCAUUAUCCGGGGAUUUCAUGAAACCUGUUGUUCAUAUUGUUGAACAGCUCCUAAAUGAGACCGAUCUGGACGUAGCAGUUUACACCGGACAAUUGGAUUUGAUUUGUGCUACACCUGCCACUGUAGCUUGGGUUGACUCUAUGAAAUGGAAAUCCAGCGGUGAUUAUUUGACAGCACCGCGAAAUGCCAUGAGCGUUAAUGGUAUCCUGGAGGGUUAUGUUAAGCAAACUGGAAAGUUUUCCAUGUACUGGGUAAAUCGUGCUGGCCAUAUGGUACCCGCCGACAACCCAGCUGCAAUGGAUUACAUUUUACGUAAAAUGACCAAAUAUAAUGAAGAUAAUUAAAAACGUUAAA
Molecule: messenger RNA, 1474 nt
Organism: Hermetia illucens (black soldier fly)
Lineage: Eukaryota; Metazoa; Arthropoda; Insecta; Diptera; Stratiomyidae
Product: retinoid-inducible serine carboxypeptidase-like
Exons: 5
Coding region: 85-1464 (459 amino acids)
Biological process (GO): proteolysis
Molecular function (GO): serine-type carboxypeptidase activity
Source: RefSeq, a predicted model, not a curated record